This is a messenger RNA of Venustampulla echinocandica, 666 nucleotides long. RefSeq lists its product as uncharacterized. Gene Ontology annotation, biological process: positive regulation of transcription by RNA polymerase II. The transcript is spliced from 3 exons. The record is from RefSeq and is a predicted model, not a curated record. Gene Ontology annotation, molecular function: protein dimerization activity; DNA-binding transcription factor activity, RNA polymerase II-specific; RNA polymerase II cis-regulatory region sequence-specific DNA binding. The coding region runs from base 1 to 666 and encodes 221 amino acids. NCBI's taxonomy places the organism in Eukaryota, Fungi, Ascomycota, Leotiomycetes, Helotiales, Pleuroascaceae.
AUGGCCGACAUCACCGACCAGCACGACAAUGCGUCGCCCUCCACCCUCGAGGAGCACGCCGCCGGCAAUGCCAAUUCUAUCCCAGAUGCCCGCGGCAUCAAGCGCCAGCGGCCUGCCGACGAUGAUGAUGAUGACGAUGACAAGCCCGGUCGCGAGCGCAGAAAGAUCGAGAUCAAGUUCAUCACCGACAAGUCGCGUCGCCACAUCACUUUCUCAAAGCGGAAAGCCGGUAUUAUGAAGAAGGCCUACGAGUUAUCCGUUCUCACCGGCACGCAAGUCCUCCUCCUCGUCGUGUCAGAGACGGGCCUGGUCUAUACCUUCACGACCCCCAAGCUCCAACCUCUGGUCACCAAGGCCGAGGGCAAGAACCUGAUUCAAGCCUGUUUGAAUGCUCCUGAACCUGCGGGCAACGGAGAGAACGGCGUCGAUGAUCAAAAUACCGUCGACUCCCCCGAAGAACCCUCGCCGCAACACCUCCCUCCCCAACAACCUCGCGCCGGAAUGCCACAACAAAAUCCGCAGAUGCACCCCAGCUAUAUGCCACAGACACUCGAGCAGCAACAGGCGCUCGCAUACCAAAAUUACGUUGCGCAGCAACAACGAGGAGGUGGUUACCCGAUGGCACCGCAAGCCGGCAUUCCACAACAACAUUCGCACCAAGCAUAA